Messenger RNA from Mobula hypostoma (lesser devil ray), 3362 nucleotides. Its product is annotated as B-cell scaffold protein with ankyrin repeats-like. The record is from RefSeq and is a predicted model, not a curated record. Bases 56 to 3001 code for a protein of 981 amino acids. Gene Ontology annotation, molecular function: signaling receptor binding; protein tyrosine kinase binding. The transcript is spliced from 13 exons. Gene Ontology annotation, biological process: negative regulation of B cell activation; B cell activation; negative regulation of phosphatidylinositol 3-kinase/protein kinase B signal transduction. Lineage: Eukaryota; Metazoa; Chordata; Chondrichthyes; Myliobatiformes; Myliobatidae.
UGCGAACUUUCCUACGUUCCACCGCCUGGCCCUCAUCCGGAGCCGUGAGUGGAGCAUGGAGCGCUCAGAUGUUGCAAGAAGGGACAUGGUGAUUCUGUACGGAGAGGACGCUGGUGAGUGGAAUGUAUACUUGAAGGAUGAGUUCCUGCAAUACCUAGACCCAGAAGGUGUCUGCAGUUUCCAGAUCGGCCUGCUGGAGGAUUUGCAGACUGCUGCCCACACACUGGCUGACUACAGGUGCAAGUUUCUGGUCCUGACCUCAGGGCUCCUGAAGUCAUUGGACAACCCCCAGAGCCAGCUCCUCGGCAACGUUCUACAGCCUCCUGCCACAGUGGUGCUGCUUCUCUGUGGAGUUCCCAGCUCUGAUGAAUUCCAUAACGUGCUACCUGUGGAGAGGAGGUUCAAGGAGGUGUCGGCUGAGCAGGAGCCUUGGGAAUACGUGUCGAUGGUCAUCAGCAUUGUCGAGUCAGAUCCCAUCCCAGUACCAAAGCUGAAAGAUCUUCGCCCAGAGAUGGAGGUGACAGAAGAUCUCACUGACAUGCUUGUAAACCCUGAUGACUUCACAGAGCCUCUGCUAGUGAUGCCCACCCAAAUCCUGUGUAAAAAUGUGACGAAGAUAUACCUGCUCCUGAAACACCACCUGUCCCUCGAAGAGAGGCCUGAGGUUGAGUUUGUGACAGGCACCCAGCAACUGAAAGUGCAAGCCAGCAUGUUGAACAGCCAGACAGUCUGCGUCCGAUCUGUGGACCUCCCCGCCGGCCCUGUGAUACUGAAACUCCGCUGCCAAGGAGCCCUCCUGGGCAGCGCCCAGGUGAUCUACUUCAGCCAAGUGGAAAAGGUUAAACGUCUGCUGCUCAAGGUCACUGACCCCGUCCAGUUUAUCUGCCAGGCAUUCCAGAUUUCCACCCAGACCCAACUGGAUGAUCUACUCACCAAGUCACUCCAGAAUUCCCUGCCUUCCAGUAGGAUCGGAGCAUUUCAGAGCAUCGGAACCGAUAGCCACUCUCCUCCACACAAUGAGGAGGAUUAUGAGUGUCCAACAUUGCUCCACUUCGCUGCCAAGAAUGGAUUGGAACGCCUCACCACCCUGCUCCUCGACUGUCCUGGAGCAAAGCAAGUCUCAGCCCUCCUCAACAGCCACGGAGAGAAGCCAGGGGAGGUGGCCAAGAGGUACGGCUUCCAGCGUGUCCACGAACUGAUGGAUAGAUUCAUGGAGUCAACACAGAGGGUGGAGGACCAGUAUGAGAAGGGGCUCGAACCCUCCCAGGGGGGAGAGGAUGAAGAGAACAUUUAUGAGAAAAUGACUGGCCUGCUAAUGGCAGCAGACAAGUUUGAGGGAGUAUCCAAGUCGGAGGAGGUAGUCAGCAAGGAAGAUCCCUACAUCCUGUCAAUGGACAAGGAAGAACAAUACAGCACUGUGUCCCCCAGCAAAGACCGAUUCACCACAGCGAGACCCAACAAAGACCGAUUCACCACAGCGAGACCCAACAAAGACCGAUUCACCACAGCGAGACCCAGCAAAGACCGAUUCACCACAGCGAGACCCAGCAAAGACCGAUUCACCACAGCGAGACCCAGCAAAGACCGAUUCACCACAGCGGGACCCAACAAAGACCGAUUCACCACAGCGGGACCCAACAAAGACCGAUUCACCACAGCGGGACCCAACAAAGACCGAUUCACCACAGCGAGACCCAACAAAGACCGAUUCACCACAGCAGUGACCAAGGAAGAUUGCUAUACCAUAGCAGUAGAUGAGGAAGACCCCUACAUCCUGGUGUUGGGCGAGGAAGACCGGUACACCACAGCAGGACCCCAGAAAGCCCACGACACCACAGCAGUGGAUGAAGAAGACCCCUACGACCUGGUGUUGGAUGAGGAAGACCGAUACACCACAAGGGUACCCAAGGAAGACCAGUAUACCACAGCGGGACCCCAGAAAGCCCACGACACCACAGCAGUGAAUGAAGAAGACCCCUACGACCUGGAGUUGGACGAAGAAGACCGAUACACCACAAGGGUACCCAAGGGAGACCAGUACACCACAGCGGGACCCCAGAAAGCCCACGACACCACGGCAGUGGAUGAAGAAGACCCCUACAUCCUGGUGUUGGGUGAGGAAGACAGGUACGCCGCAGUGAGACCCAAGGAAGAUCGGUACACCACAGCAAGACCCAAGGAACACCGCCACACCGUGGCAUUCGAUGACAAUGACUACACCACAGUGGUGCCCAAAAAAGACCGCAAUACCACUGCAGUGGACGAGGAAGACCCCUACAUCCUGGUUUUGGGUGAUGAUGACUAUAACACCACAGUGAGACCCAAGGAAGAUGGGCACACCGCGAGACCUGAGGAACAUUGCCACACCGUGGCAUUCGAUGAUGACCGCUAUACCACAGUGGUACCUAAGGGACGUCGCUACCCUGUGGAGGUAGAUGAAGAAGACCCCUACACUCUGACUUUGGAUGAAGACCUCUGCACCACAGCAGUACCUAAGGAAGGCUGCUAUACCAUGGCAGAAGAGGGGGAAGGCCCUGGAACCUCAGCAUUGGACAAGGAAGGCCAAUAUGACAUGGUGAUACCCAAGGAAGACUACUACACUGCAGUGACCAAGAGAGACUGCUACAGCAGAGCAGUAAUGAAGGAAGACCGCUACACCAGGACGGUAACCAGGGAAGACCGCUGCACCGUGGACAACCCGUACGAUUACACUCAGCCACAGCAGAAGAGCAGCCCAGACACUCGGAAGGAGAGUCGGCCGCCAGCACCCAUCCCUCGGCCUGUCGUCUUGUCAGAGGCCCCCAGCGCGCCGUUCAUAGCUCAAGUCUUUCAGCAAAGGACGGGCAGGGAGAUUAAUGAGCACAUCUACGGGAUCAUGGCAAGAGAUAUGAAGACACAGAGAGACAGAGAGAACAUCUACAGUCUGGCUGCUCCCAUGAGACAGGCCCCUGGGCCCCCCAAGUUACCAAACCUGUAUGACAAACUGCCCAACGUCCGGUAACCAGUUGUGAUUUCGGAUUCCGGGAAUGCUCUUCACCCUGCUCCACCCACCUGAAGGAAAACUCCAGCGGAUGAAACGUCGGAUAUAUUGACCAAAGGGAAUCAAACAAAGUGAAUAUAGGGAUGGCAGUGUGCGUGCGGUCAGCGUUCACCAAUCAUCUGCGAGGACCACCUGUUGUUGCCUCCCCCACCCGCCCCCACCCCCAAUCUCUGGGAAGGGAGCUUCCCCUCCCUGCUGUCUCCUCAGGAGAGACCAUUCAGCCCAUCACCUCUGUCCUGGUUCAAGGUGUUGGAGCUUGAUGAAGUCUGACAGGAACCACAUGGGGGCCAAUCAAACAGAUGGUGUUCAGUGUCUGACCCCC